UUAGUGGGGUAUCAGAAGCUUCCCGAAGCCAACCACCAAUUCCUUUCCCCAAAGCAGCUGCAGCAGCCAGGAAUAGCAAUUCGGUCAAAGCUCCUCUCUUUAUAGGGAUUGAGAUCUCGACAACGCCCUCGUUUCCCCUCUCUCGCUCGCUCGCCAUCUCUGGUUGCUGCUGCAUCUGAAAAUACAGAUUUCACAAAGCGAAUAACUAAUCUGGUUACGAAAGCAAAGGAAGGGUUUUUUUAAAGAGUGAGAGAGACAAUGGAGAAUGGGGGUUUGGUUGCAGAAAACAUUGAGAACGAUAACAACAACCAUGAUGAUGGUUCUUCUUCUUCUGCAGCAGGAGGGGGUUCUUCAUAUACGUAUUGGGUCAGAAGAGAUUUGAAGAAAGAAGAUGCCGCUCCUCUUCCUGCUCCUCGUAAGCUUACCCCUCAAGAUGUUUCCACUCUCUCCAAGUCUAACUCUUUGGGAUCUGUCUGGAAUCAAGCUGGAACCUGGGAGGAGAAGAACCUUAAUUCCUGGGCUAGUGGUCGGAUAAAGGAGUUGAUGAGUUCUUUGGGCUCAUUGGAAUUCUCAAGCGGCAAAGCUGAAAUAGCAGAAGUUACUAAAUGUGUAGGCGAUGCGUUUUUGGUGACUGUUCGAAAUAAAAAACGUGUUGGCUACACUUACGAGUUGACAUUGAGAUUCAAAGGUGAUUGGUUGAUCGGGGAGGAGAAAAAGCAUUUCGGGGGCCAUCUUGAUGUACCAGAGUUUUCCUUCGGUGAAGUGGAUGAUAUGGAGGUGGAAAUCCGGCUAAAUCAAGAGAAGGAUAUUGCACACGAAGUUAAGAUGCAAGUACGUCAGGAUCUGAAACUGUUUUUGAAACCCAUCCGCGAAAAGAUGCUUGAAUUCGAGCAAGAGCUCAAAGAUAGAUAACGUAAACGGGAAAAGUCCGUCUCUAUUGAGACUUCUGUUAUAACAUAAUCGUCAUCUUAAAUUCCUCUAUAAACUAAAGUCGAAUGCUGUCUAUUUGCUCAGUUGGAGUCUUGUUUGAGUCAGAACUUGAGACCACUUAAAUAGUCGGGUUGAAUCUGAUCAAAAGGGCUUUAUUUAACUCUUGCUUUCGUAGAGAAUUUCAGAGUUUGCAUACAGUCGGUGGCUUUGUUGAAGAUGUAGGAUUUUUUUGUUUGUUUGUUAUAUAUGUUGACAUGACGGAUUUUUCCUAGGCA
This is a messenger RNA of Papaver somniferum (opium poppy), 1205 nucleotides long. RefSeq names its product activator of 90 kDa heat shock protein ATPase homolog 2-like. Gene Ontology annotation, biological process: protein folding; positive regulation of ATP-dependent activity. Gene Ontology annotation, molecular function: ATPase activator activity; protein-folding chaperone binding. Gene Ontology annotation, cellular component: cytosol. Lineage: Eukaryota; Viridiplantae; Streptophyta; Magnoliopsida; Ranunculales; Papaveraceae. The record is from RefSeq and is a predicted model, not a curated record. Bases 259 to 912 code for a protein of 217 amino acids. The transcript is spliced from 6 exons.